This is a messenger RNA of Pteropus alecto (black flying fox), 957 nucleotides long. RefSeq names its product taste 2 receptor member 40 (gene TAS2R40). Gene Ontology annotation, cellular component: membrane. Gene Ontology annotation, biological process: sensory perception of taste; detection of chemical stimulus involved in sensory perception of bitter taste; G protein-coupled receptor signaling pathway. Gene Ontology annotation, molecular function: bitter taste receptor activity; G protein-coupled receptor activity. The record is from RefSeq and is a predicted model, not a curated record. The coding region runs from base 1 to 957 and encodes 318 amino acids. Lineage: Eukaryota; Metazoa; Chordata; Mammalia; Chiroptera; Pteropodidae. The transcript has a single exon.
AUGUCAACAGUGAACACAGAUGCCACGGAUAAAGGCAUGUCCAGGUUUAAAAUCGUCUUCACCCUGGCGGUCUCCGGAAUAGAGUGCAUCACUGGCAUUGCCGGGAACAGCUUCAUCACGGCCAUCCAUGGGGCCGAGUGGGUCAGACGCAGAAGGCUUCCUGUUGGUGACUGCAUUCUGUUGAUGCUGAGCUUUUCCAGGCUCUUGCUACAGAUCUGGAUGAUGCUGGAGAAUACUUACAGUCUACUAUUCAGGGUCACUUAUAACCAAAAUGCAGUGUAUAUACCUUUCAAAGUCAUCAUCAUGUUUCUCAACUAUUCCAACCUCUGGCUCGCCACCUGGCUUAACGUCUUCUAUUGUCUUAGAAUUGCAAACUUCACUCACCCUUUGUUCUCCCAGAUGAGGAGGAAGGUCAUGGUGCUGAUGCCUUGGCUCCUGCGGCUCUCGCUGUUCCUCUCCCUGUGCUUCAGCUUCCCCUUCUCCGUAGACAUCUUCAAUGUGUAUGUGAACAGCUCCGUUCCAGUCCCCUCGUCCAACUCCACUGAGAAGAAGUACUUCUCUGAGACCAACGUGGCCAACCUGGCUCUUCUCUACAACGUGGGGGUCUUCAUUCCUCUGACCGUGUUCAUCGUGGCGGCCACCCUGCUGAUCAUCUCUCUCAGGAGACACAUGCUACACAUGGAGAGCAAGGCCACCGGCUCCGGGGACCCCAGCAUGGAAGCUCACAUGGGCGCCAUCAGAGCCAUCAGCUACUUUCUCAUUCUCUACGUCUUCAACGCGGUUGCUCUGUUUCUGUCCAUGUCCAACGUCUUUGACACCAACAGUUCCUGGAAUAUUUUGUGCAAAAUCAUCAUGGCUGCCUACCCUGCUGGCCACUCAGUGCUACUGAUCUUGGGCAAUCCUGGCCUGAGAAGGGCCUGGAAGCGGCUCCAGUGCCGAGUGCCUCUUUACCUGUGA